AUGAUCUGCACUGAGGCGGCCCUGCUGCUGCUGCUCCCCUGGCCAGGCCCUCGCGCUCAGUCCUCCUGCAUGGUGCGCCCUGAUCCCUUGCCUGCUGAACCGCCGGCGACAUGGCAGCAGCUUAGCAGCGUCGAGGGUCCCUUCCUUCUGGACCCACAGAUCAUGGAGUUGGAAGAGCCCUACUCUCCAGUGGAAAUGCGUCCUUCCCAGGAUACUGAGGUGAUGGGCAUGACGGGGGAGCAGGCCAUGCUCGCGGUCCCGAGCACUCCAGUGUCUAAGUCCGGCUCUCCUGGUCUGCUUCCUCAAGGGCGACAGAGCAGGGUGACCCCUCCGCGAGCGAGGAUAAGCAGCCCGUGGGCCUCUCCCUUCUCGCGUCCCGACGCAUCAUCGGAGGAGAUUCCGGGGCUGCACAACGAUGUCAUCACACGGAUGGCGCUGUCGCUGGGAGCUCCGACCAGACCAGCUCGAGCUUCGCUGCUGGCCGACGCGGCAGGUGGACACGGCAAAGCAUGCACUGAGAUCUCCCUCAACUCGUCUGCUUCGAGGAAGAUGGACGAGUCUGUGCAGAUCUUCGGGGGUGUAUGUGACCUCCUCUUCUACGGGGAAGACCUGCCCAUCAUGUUCUCAAUCCUCCAAGUCGUCGCUGCUUUGCAAGAGCAAGGGAGCGAGGAGCGAUUGACUUCUUCUCUCGUGCAAGUCUUCCAAGCAAACGGGCAGAUGGAGCAUCUGCUGACUAACUGCGCUGAGAAGCUGUGGGGCCGGGGCUCGGUGAAGGCCAAGGAGACGUUGAGAAGUGAGAUUGGAGAAGGGAGGGAGGCAGACGCAUGGCUGACGGGCUGGUUAGAUGAUUCCAUCAUCAAGAGUAUGAUUCUUGCCUACACCAAGUACGCACUGUUCAAACACAGUCAGACCCGUCUGACUUAUCCUCUCAGAGCAUGCAGCGGAGAAUACUUGGAGUCGUUGCUUGCUCCUAUAGCACGUGGAUUGCAAGGGCCCUUCACAGCAACAACGACAGGGCUGAAAGGCUCGUUAGACCGGCUGCUUUCACGGGUCCUCAACUCAGACCCCCCCCGCCCUCUUCGCGCUCUCUUCAAGAACUGGUCCAAGUUCUUCUCCAAGAAAGUCGGAAAGCGGAUGACAGCAGCGAUCUUGAAGAUGCUGCUGGGAGAAAUUCUGUCGAGCAUGAUCGAGGAUGUGAUGAAGAGGCAUGCUGGCUCGCUGCCGAACGAGCAGUUCACCCCGGACUGUGUGAAGUUUCUGCAAGAUCACGAGCAAGUUCUUCGAUGCAUGGCCAGCAACGAGGGGUUUCACGGAAGCUCGCCUCACUACCCCUUGAACUCUUGGCUGGACAGCAAGCAGGCGCUCCUCGAUCAGAUCUUGAAGAGGAUGGUCGAGUGCGAGGACACUCGGUAUCACUCCUGGAACUCUGAGAGUGUAGUGAAGGGAAACGCGGCCUCGUUCGAGUACAUCCUCUCGUUCGUCAAGGCGCACAAGGACAGCAUCAUCCGAACCUACGAGGCCUUCGACUGGAAGUGGCGGGGGCUCCACCAGACUCGCUUGCCCUCCCUGUGGGCUGCCUUUGAGACCGGGAGGAGGCGUCGGAACAUGACCACAGUCUCCUCUCCCCCUCGCUCCAGCACCUUCCUCGAAGUCUCUGCGGUCAAGGACAGCAAGAUGGCCCUCGAGCUCGACCAGGCAAGAGCGGAAGGAAGCGUCUCUGCCAGGGAGCAGGCAUGCCAUGUUACAUGCGCGCUGAAGGAGAGCGAUGAUAGGAUGGAGAGCUUGACGUCAAGGGUGACUGAGAUCGACUUCGAUCAUCGCAACCUUACGAAGAUCCCUGUGCUUGAGCGCUUUCACAACCUGCACACCAUCAACAUAUCUCACAAUCAGAUCUCUUCUCUGAGCCACCUCCCCUCCUCCAUAAGAUACCUCAACUGCUCUCAUAACUGCCUGAGCAGCCUCCAUGGCAUCCAAACUCUUUUGCUCCUAGAGAACUUGAAUGCUUCUAACAACCAGCUAGAAGAUGCCUGUCGCGAUCUCAGAAAGAACACUAAGAUCAUGUCCAUAGCUCGCUUCUUCUGCGUCCAUGUACUCACACCUUGCCGCAGAUUCCUCAACCUGUCCUUCAACAGGCUUGCUGGCCUUCAAGACUUCUCCCACAUACCAUCGCUGAGGUACCUCAACCUCGACAACAACUCCAUCACGAGCGUCAACGACCUUCGCUUACUCUCCCUCAACCUCAAGCUCGUGUCCAUCACUUGCCACAACAACCCGUUGACGGGCGAGCACGCGUACAUGCCCAGCCUCGUCAAGCUUCUCCCGCAGGUUGAGAGCGUCGAUGAGGAGAGCACUAGGUUGUAUCACUCGCCCCUGACCUACAGCCGGGACGAGCCCUCCACGCCUACCAACGGCUGGCGAUGGGAAGCAGAGGCAGAGACCUUGAUGCCGACGAGAGGCCCAGCUCUCAGCCGGCUCAGCAUCAUCGCGAGAGAAGACUACGUGGCUGCCCCCGAGGGCCGGGCUGAGGCCCUGAGCCUCUCCGACCUCCUCGCUGACCAGAUCUCCCCAGCUGACAACAUCCAGAGGUCCCCAAAGGCGCGUCCAGCUCAAACCCCAGCUCGGGAGGGGUCGAAGAAUCAGGCGCGUGUGCCGAGAAGGCAGAGCAAGAGAUCUCCUGUGAGCAAUCAAGCGCCGGCGCAGGGGAGGAGGAAGGAGGUGGGAAGCAGCGAGGCAGACGUUGAGAGGUUGAUAUGGUUCGAGUCAAAGUACUUGAAGGCCAGCAGGGCCGGAGUGAGUCUGAAGCUGUGCUAUGCUGCUGUUCUGCUGUCCAAUGAGAGCUGGGCUGAUGGCGGGAGGAGGAGGAGGAGCCCGACUCUGAGCUACGGGAGGACGCUGAUGCAACGAGGGUUCGAGAGACUGCAGCAACGAGCGAUGGCGACGAGGAUGCAGACGAGAAAGGCCGUGUGGCUGUGGGAGGUUCGCGCUCAGCGCUUGUCUUUCGUGGUCCUGUGGGCAUGGCUGGAGCACAUGGAUGCAACUGACAUUCCUCAGAGUCUCUUCCUGUCUGCGGGGUUGGAGCCUAAGGAGGAACGCGCAAGUCCUGCGAGGCUGCUUCUACCUCCUGCGAGUGAGCAGUCAGAGCAUGGAGAACAUCUUCGAGAAGUUGCCAAGAUGAUUGAGAGAAGGUUGCGGAGUUCGUUGUCAGCUCGAGUCAUGAGAGGAUGGGCCGAGGCUGCUGGGGAAUGUGCGGGUCAAGCUCGGAGGAUUGCUGGUCUGAAGAGGAGGAGAAAUUUGUUGACGAUGCGGCGAGUUGUUGUGAUUCUUUCCGAGUGUUUGCACCUGAGGACACUCGUGACAUCUGCUGCUCGCAAGCACCAGAAGUCCGUGACAAGGAGCAGCCUGCAGGCCUGGGGACGUCGUGCCGAGACAAGACAAGCGUCCCUCACCCGCAUUGGCCAGCGGCAAGUGGCCCGUGCCAAGGAGACGCUGCUGGCAUGGAGGAGCGUCUGGGCAGAUCAGCAACAGAAGAGGAGACUACCUGAGGAGCAGGUGGCACAGCCAGCAGGCUCUCGUCGUCCGUGCGUUGUCGACAUGGCGCUCGAGGACGGCGAUGAAGAAGCAACAAGAGCGAAGGCUGUCAAGGUGAUGAGCGUCCUUGCUUGCUACAAAUGCAACUUCGUCAUAUCCCAGAGAAACUGCAACAAUAGAGUAAGGAGGUUGUUCUCCGAUUGGGUCUCAGUCAUUAGCUUGAAGGAGAAGAACUACAAGUUUCGAGAGAUGUGCCGGAGAAAUCAGAUGGCGCUGGAGACGAUCAUGGUAGUAGCAAUAUGGAAGGGUUGGAAACAAAUGGUCGAGAUGAGCAACUUAUCGAACAGUUUCUGCGAGUACCUAGCAAGGGUCGCAAGGAAACAGCACUUGUCUCAGUGCUUUGCUGUCUUGUUCGGCGAGGUUGCAGACAUGAAGUAUUUUUUGUUCACCUGA
Messenger RNA from Guillardia theta CCMP2712, 3981 nucleotides. RefSeq lists its product as hypothetical. Lineage: Eukaryota; Cryptophyceae; Pyrenomonadales; Geminigeraceae. The transcript has 22 exons. The record is from RefSeq and is a predicted model, not a curated record. Gene Ontology annotation, molecular function: protein binding. The coding region runs from base 1 to 3981 and encodes 1326 amino acids.